AUGCAAUGGAGUGAUGGAUUUACGACGAUAUUGUACAAGACGUAUUUUCGUGGCAAUUCUGUAGUAUGUGGAUGAUAUGAAGUGAAGAAAGAGAGAACGGAGGAAAUAAGUGGGGAGAUACAGAGUUUAUAAGCCGUACCAAUGAGUCUAUAUGUCAAGAAACGAAAUUUGAAUACUAACAUAUAUUUUAGUGAAAUACUUAGCUGCUUAUUUAUUAUUAGUCAACGCUGGUAACGCUUCUCCAUCAGCUUCUGACAUCAAGUCCGUUUUAGAAUCCGUUUCUAUCGAAGUUGAAGAAGAAAAGAUCUCCCAAUUAUUAGCUGAAGUCGAAGGUAAGAACGCCGAAGAAUUGAUCGCUGAAGGUAACGAAAAGUUAUCCUCUGUCCCAUCUGGUGGUGCUGCUGCUCCAGCCGCUGCUACUGCUUCAGGUGACGCUCCAGCUGCUGAAGAAGCUGCUGCUGAAGAAGCUGAAGAAUCCGAUGAAGACAUGGGUAUGGGUUUAUUCGAUUAG
Messenger RNA from Debaryomyces tyrocola, 511 nucleotides. The record is from the annotation of a GenBank genome assembly. NCBI's taxonomy places the organism in Eukaryota, Fungi, Ascomycota, Pichiomycetes, Serinales, Debaryomycetaceae.